Cyclopterus lumpus (lumpfish) is the source of this 2875-nucleotide messenger RNA. It is a transcript of the gene tle3a, whose product is annotated as TLE family member 3, transcriptional corepressor a. The record is from RefSeq and is a predicted model, not a curated record. The coding region runs from base 113 to 2449 and encodes 778 amino acids. Gene Ontology annotation, molecular function: protein binding; transcription corepressor activity. Gene Ontology annotation, biological process: negative regulation of canonical Wnt signaling pathway; regulation of DNA-templated transcription. Gene Ontology annotation, cellular component: nucleus; transcription regulator complex. The transcript is spliced from 21 exons. Lineage: Eukaryota; Metazoa; Chordata; Actinopteri; Perciformes; Cyclopteridae.
CCCCCCCCCCCUCCCUCGUUGCCUGCUGAGACCGGUGUGGCUGUGAGCACAUUUCAACCAUUUUGCCAAAGGACCUGUACACUGGAGAGAUAAACAAAGGAUACAUUUCAAGAUGUAUCCACAAGGCCGACAUCCGGCUCCACAUCAGCCCGGUCAGCCUGGCUUCAAAUUCACUGUAGCCGAGUCUUGUGACAGGAUUAAAGAUGAAUUUCAGUUCCUGCAAGCCCAGUAUCACAGUCUUAAGGUGGAGUAUGACAAACUGGCCAAUGAGAAGACAGAGAUGCAGCGCCACUAUGUCAUGUAUUAUGAGAUGUCCUACGGGCUGAACAUAGAGAUGCACAAACAGACUGAGAUUGCCAAGCGGCUCAACGCAAUUUUAGCUCAAAUUAUGCCUUUCCUGUCACAAGAGCACCAGCAGCAGGUUGCUCAGGCAGUAGAGCGGGCUAAGCAGGUGACUAUGACUGAGCUGAAUGCUAUCAUCGGGGUACGUGGACUUCCCAAUCUGCCUCUCACCCAGCAGCAGGCUGGCUACCCGGCUCUCAUGCAGCAGCAGCUCCAGGCACAGCACCUCUCCCAUGCUGCUCACGGGCCUCCGGUCCAGCUGCCACCUCACCCUUCAGGCCUCCAGCCACCUGGCAUCCCCCCUGUGGCAGGCGCCGGGUCAGGCCUGCUGGCGCUAGGUGCCCUGGGCAGCCAAGCCCAUCUCCCAGUGAAGGAUGAGAAGAACCACCAUGAUCUCGAACACAGAGAGAACACGAAUAACUCUGUAUCCCCCUCCGAAAGCUUACGCACAGCCAGUGAGAAGCACCGCAGCUCCUCUGACUACAGUUUGGACUCUAAGAAACGCAAAGUGGAGGAGAAGGACAGUUUGAGCAGAUAUGACAGUGACGGAGAGAAAAGUGAUGACCUGGUGGUAGAUGUAUCUAAUGAGGACCCUGCCACUCCGCGAGCAAGCCCUGUCCACUCACCUCCUGAAAAUGGCAUUGAUAAGCCCCGCCCUCCAAAAAAAGACACACCCAACAGCCCUGCAUCAGUGGCAUCCUCUGGGAGCACCCCCUCAUCCAAGGCCAAGGAGCUAAGUCAUAAUGACAAAUCUUCCACGCCUGGCCUCAAGUCCAACACCCCCACCCCCCGCAACGAUGCCCCCACCCCUGGCACCAGCUCCACCCCUGGGCUCAGACCCAUUCUGGGCAAACCACCAGGCAUGGAGGCUCUAGCAGCACCAGCUUUACGUACCCCUCUGUCGAUUGCUGGUUCCUACCCUACCCCCUUUGCCAUGAUGGGUCAUCAUGAAAUGAAUGGAGGCCUCACCAGUCCUGGUGUGUACGCUGGUCUGCACAUCUCCCCUCAGAUGAGCGCUGCAGCAGCUGCAGCAUAUGGACGCUCCCCGAUGGGGUUUGAUCCUCACACCCACAUGCGAGCUCCAGGCCUUCCGACCAGCCUCACAUCAAUUUCGGGUGGCAAACCGGCUUACUCCUUCCACGUUAGUGCAGACGGUCAGAUGCAGCCCGUGCCCUUCCCGCCCGACGCACUGAUCGGCCCGGGUAUUCCACGCCACGCCCGUCAGAUCAACACGCUGAGCCAUGGCGAGGUGGUUUGCGCCGUUACCAUUAGCAACCCCACACGUCAUGUCUACACUGGUGGCAAAGGCUGUGUCAAAAUCUGGGACAUCAGCCAACCUGGCAGCAAGAGUCCCGUGUCCCAACUGGACUGUCUGAACAGGGAUAACUACAUCCGCUCCUGUAAGCUGCUGCCUGAUGGCCGCACAUUGAUUGUUGGAGGCGAGGCCAGCACAUUGACCAUCUGGGAUCUGGCCUCUCAGACACCCCGCAUCAAGGCAGAGCUCACCUCCUCGGCCCCGGCAUGCUACGCCUUGGCCAUCAGCCCCGACGCUAAAGUCUGCUUCUCCUGUUGCAGUGAUGGAAACAUUGCCGUUUGGGACCUGCACAACCAGACUCUCGUUAGGCAGUUUCAGGGUCACACGGAUGGUGCUAGCUGUAUUGACAUAUCCCAUGAUGGCACUAAGCUUUGGACAGGUGGUCUUGACAACACUGUGCGCUCCUGGGAUCUGAGGGAGGGUCGGCAGCUGCAGCAGCAUGACUUCACCUCACAGAUAUUCUCCUUGGGCUACUGUCCAACUGGAGAGUGGCUUGCUGUGGGCAUGGAGAGCAGCAACGUGGAGGUGCUCCACCACUCAAAGCCUGACAAGUACCAGCUCCACCUGCACGAGAGCUGUGUCCUCUCCCUCAAGUUCGCCUACUGUGGUAAAUGGUUCGUAAGCACUGGGAAGGACAAUCUGUUGAAUGCUUGGAGGACUCCUUAUGGCGCCAGCAUAUUCCAGUCCAAGGAAUCCUCAUCUGUCCUAAGCUGUGACAUCUCGACAGACGACAAGUAUAUUGUGACCGGCUCUGGUGACAAGAAGGCCACUGUAUAUGAAGUGAUCUACUAGAACAGACUGCUUUGGCUUGGAGCAUGCUCAUGCUCGGUAGACUCUUCCUCCAUCUAGCUUCCCUCAGACAGACCGCAUGGAUGUUGCCUGCAGCCCCGGAGUGGAUGGGCAGGAAGUUUGGCAGUGCCAGACUGAAGUGGACGUUGGUGCUGUUAUGGCCGUGGACGCUGUGACCUUCGACUCUGCCCUUCCUCACUCAUACAACUAACACUUGUACAGCAAGUGCAGUUCCACGAGGCACUCAGAAGAAAAUAAUGUCUUGCUGUUUUAUUGUUUGUUGGAUAUUUCUUUUUUUAUUCGUCCUUUUUAAUGUGGAGAUAAAGUUCCAUGACACAACUAGAAGCGGCGCUUCGCUCUGGAGCUUCUCCUUGGAGGUCCUGUGAAAAGUGUACAUAAUGGAGUAAUAAAAGGCCUUUUAUAGAUUUA